Messenger RNA from Miscanthus lutarioriparius, 1545 nucleotides. Lineage: Eukaryota; Viridiplantae; Streptophyta; Magnoliopsida; Poales; Poaceae. The record is from the annotation of a GenBank genome assembly.
AUGUCGACCACCACCCUGCAGCUGCUUCCGCGGCCGCCGGAGCCGGCGCGCGCCGCCGUGCUGCUGCUGCCGCCCCUGCUUCUCGCGGCGGUCGUGGUCUGCCUGUGGGUGCUGCUGUCCCGCAGGCUCAGCGGCAGGGAGCGGGCCGCCGGAGGGAAGGAGCAGCAGGCGGCCCCGGCACGGCUCCCACCCGGCAGCUUCGGGUGGCCGCUCGUCGGCGAGACGCUGGACUUCGUGUCCUGUGCCUACUCCUCCCGCCCGGAGGCCUUCGUCGACAAGCGCCGCCUGCUGCACGGGAGCGCGGUGUUCCGGUCGCACCUGUUCGGUUCGGCGACGGUGGUGACGUCGGACGCGGAGGUGAGCCGGUUCGUGCUGCAGAGCGACGCGCGCGCCUUCGUGCCCUGGUACCCGCGGUCGCUGACGGAGCUCAUGGGCAAGUCCUCCAUCCUGCUCAUCAACGGCAGCCUGCAGCGGCGCGUGCACGGCCUCGUCGGCGCCUUCUUCAAGUCGCCGCAGCUCAAGGCGCAGGUCACCGCCGACAUGCAGCGACGCCUCGCGCCCGCGCUCGCCGACUGGAAGACUCUGGGCGCCACCGCGCCGCCGCUCCGCCUCCAGGACCACGCCAAGACGCAGAUCGUGUUCGAGAUCCUGGUGAAGGGUCUGAUCGGGCUGGAGGCAGGCCCGGAGAUGCAGCAGCUCAAGCACCAGUUCCAGGAAUUCAUUGUCGGCCUCAUGUCCCUCCCCAUCAAGCUGCCCGGGACUAGGCUCUACAGAUCCCUCCAGGCCAAGAAGAGGAUGGCCAGGCUGAUACAGGGGAUCAUACAGGAGAAGAGGCGGCGGCGGAGGAGGCUCCUUGACUGCGGCGGCGAGGGCGAGGCCGGGCCCCCGCGCGACGCCAUCGACGUGCUCAUAAGCGGCGGCAGCGACGAGCUGACCGACGAGCUCAUAUCCGACAACAUGAUCGACCUGAUGAUCCCCGCCGAGGACUCUGUGCCCGUGCUCAUCACGCUCGCCGUCAAGUAUAUCAGCGAGUGCCCGCUUGCUCUGCAACAACUCGAGGAGGAGAACAUGCAGCUCAAGAGGCGAAAAACCGACAUGGGAGAGACCUUGCAGUGGACGGACUACAUGUCACUGUCAUUCACACAACAUGUGAUAACAGAGACACUACGGAUGGGCAAUAUCAUCAACGGGAUCAUGCGCAAGGCGGUGCGGGACGUCGAGGUGAAGGGGCACCUCAUCCCCAAAGGUUGGUGCGUGUUUGUGUACUUCCGAUCGGUCCACCUCGACGACAAGCGCUACGAUGAGCCCUACAGGUUCAAUCCAUGGAGGUGGAAGGAGAAUGACACGAGCACCAGCAGCUUCACUCCUUUUGGUGGUGGGCAGAGGCUGUGCCCAGGCCUGGAUCUGGCCAGGCUGGAAGCUUCCAUCUUUCUCCAUCACUUGGUGACCAGCUUCAGGUGGGUGGCGGAGGAGGACCACAUCGUCAACUUCCCAACCGUGCGGCUCAAGCGAGGCAUGCCCAUCAGGCUCACCAGCAAAGACUAG